UUUAUUUGUUUGUUGUUUCUUGGAGCUGACGUGUAAAGAGAGUUUCUGGUUUUAUUUUAAUGUAGCUGUUGAGUUCGUUGGACGGAACUGAAGACGGGUUUGAGUUUGAGUUCGGACACAUUUUCCGGCGACAGCAGCUGAUCCAUGUGAGAGUGAUGCGUCGGCUGUACGUUGGCGGUUUGAGCCAGUCGGUCACCCAGAAGGAUCUGAAGGAUCGGUUUGGGAAGUUUGGGGACGUGGACGAGGUGGAGCUGAGGACCAAACGGGAUGAGCAGGGAACACCAUAUAAAACCUUCGCCUACAUAAACAUCAACAUUUCGGAUGCUGAGCUGAAGAAAUGUUUGACGGUUCUGAACAAAUCCAAAUGGAAAGGAGGAACGCUGCAGAUUGAAACAGCUAAAGAGAGUUUCCUGCACAGACUGGCUCAGGAGCGCCAGGCGGGUUUGGAGAAGCACCAACAGCAGCAUGCUGGCCUGGACAUGAAACAGAAGCUGUUAGAUUCUCUGAGCCGGGCCGGCGUGGAGAACUUUACCAUGAAGGCUGCGGUACCAGGCACUGAAGUUCCAGGUCACAAGGACUGGGUCGUGAGUAAAUUUGGACGAGUUCUCCCUGUUCUGCAGCUCCGCUGCCAAAAAGGAAACAGAGUCAAAACCAUGAAGUAUGACCCAUCCAAAUACAGCCACAACAUCCGAAAGCUGGACCUAUGCACAGCCGAGGGGCCCGCAUCCAUCAGCCAGCUCACCUGGGAGAUCAAAGGAGGGGAUGAUGACAUCAGCAAGAAGAGACGGGGAGAGUUUUCUCCAUAUGAGUCGUCGCAACCCAAAAAGAGCCGGGCCCAAAGGGUCUACUCCCACAUUGCUGUGGGCAGGCCCAGACUGGACUUCACUGGCGGCUCGGCUCAUCAGUUCAUCAAAAAAAUCAACCUACCAACUAGUCAGACACAGACUCAAAGGUCAUGGACACACUUAAGUGGCAGUGAAGUGGAUUCGGAGGAUGAAAUCCACACGCUGCUGGCGGCUCAGCAGAGUCCUGAUGGUGCCCUGAGAAGAGAAGUGGACCAGGAUGAUGUGGAAGUGGUCACGCAGGACUAUUUGGAGAAGUCCAGGCAUAAAGGUGAGGACACUGAGGAUGACGAUGAUUCUGCAGACACAGGCGAGCUCUUCGCGUUCCAGAGAUCUACACGCCAGGAGAAAACGUCUCCUGUCACACAGAAACCCUCAAAAAAGAAGAAGAAGAAGAAAAGCAGGAAUGCUGGAAAGCAGGAGGAGACGUGUAGUUCAGCAGAUGAUGAAGGUAGACACCUCAUCUCCAGAAAUCCUCCAUCUCCAGAGCACAAAGGGAAUUCUGUGAGACGCAGACCCUGGAAGCAAGGAAGCAGCUCUGAGCAGGAAACUAACCAGGCAAAGGAACCAUCUUCUAAUUCUGAUGGUGAUGAUGAAGAGGAUUCGGACUCUGAGUAUGAAGCCAUGUUCUCCAACGUCACCCGGCUGGAAAUCUCUCUGACUGACCUGCAGAAGGUGGCUGAAAGUUCCCAACAGGCCUCAGAAGCUUCAGCUGCAGGCGUUCCCGACUCCUGCCGUGAAAAAGAAACCAACAUCACGUCUGCAACUGUGAAGACACCAACUGCCAAAAAGGGCACCACGCCUGAGGAGAUCCUGGCCACCAUCAUGAAGGAGGACAGGUGGGAGAGGGAAGAGAAAAGGAAACAUGUCACAUGGAUUCCAGCCUUUAGUGGGACCAGAGCGCUGAGGGAGGGAGCAGAGAAAGAAGAGAAACCCUCAGAGAGCCACCGGGAAGAGGAUGAUGGGAACGAGACAUUUCUCUUAAAUUCUAAGAACUGUGAGAGUGAGUCCUCCUCCAGCACGGAGGAGCGGGAGAGGAGGACGGAACCAGUUCGUCCUGUAGCCAAAGCCUCCACCGAGUCUUCCUCUUCAUCCUCCAGCUGCUCCUCUGAGGAAGACCAGGACCACGUUAUCUCUGCUGCGAAAGCUCACUGCAGCGGAGCUCCUCACAGCGAGGAGCAGGAGGAGGAGGAGGAGGCUGGUGUCUGGGUGCUGUUAGGAGGGGAGGAGGCGCGACAGAGGAGAGCCAACCUGAGGAGGUUAGCUGCUGUCCAGCAGAAACAGAACCAAGCAGAACAACACCGAAAACUCAUCCAGGAAGCUCUGGCAAACUUGGAUAAUCCAGCAGCACAAACCGGAAAACGCAUUGUCUUCGGCUCUGACGAUGAGGAGCUACAGUCUGUGUCCAACGCUGGAGCUCCGAAGACGACUCUGUUCAAGGACGACGACUCGGAGGUCGACGACAUGCCGGCAACCAAUCAGACAGCUGGAAUUAAAGAGCGGGAGUCGGGCCCUCAGUUGUUUAGCAGCAGUGAGGAUGAGGACGGUGGUGAUGAAGAUCGCAGCAGGUUCGAUAUCAAACCCCAGUUUGAAGGCCGAGCAGGACAGAUGCUGAUGGCGCUGCAGUCACGCUUUGGGACAGACGAGCGUUUCCGGAUGGACUCUCGCUUCCUGGAGGAGGACGAGGCAGAUGCGGACGAGGACUCGGAGGAGAAGCAGUCUGUGAGGGAGGGAGACGACACCCUGAAGGAGGAGAGAAGGAGGAACCUCUCCAUCCUGCAGAGCAUCCUCAGUGACGGCCAGCCAACCUGCAGCAAGACAACUGUCAAGACCAAGACCUUCAGGGACAUAUCGGCGCUGCACUAUGACCCCAGCAGACAGGAACAUGCUGCGUUUGAGACCAAAGCAGACGAGACCAGCAGUAAGAGUAAGGCAGCCAGGAGAAAGAAGCGAGGGGAGGCCCAGAAGCUUCCAGAGGUUUCUAAGGAGAUCUUCUAUGAUGUGUUGGUCAACCUCAAGGCGGUUUUUGGCCCAACAAAAGAGUCUGUCAUCACUGACGGACAAAAGACCAGCUGGGACCAACAAGAUGGAGGAAGAGAGCAGGAUGAAGAGUUUCUGUCAGCUGACCCUAGUGAAGCCAAGCAGGACUGCUCCGGUUUUAAAUUCUCCUUCUUUGGAGAAGACACUCAAACGGGCAGCAGAGAGGCAGCUGAGUACCACGUAGAGACCAUCCAGAGGUCUGUGCUGUCAUGGCAACAAGAGCCACAUCUGCACGACAGCAGCUCAACAGAAGAGGAGGAAGUUCAGGAGCAGACCGCCACUGUAGCUGCUGGAAGCACAGAACAGGAAGUGACAUCAGCAAAAGAACUCUUCUUCUUCUACCCCAAAGACCACCGAUUGACAGAGGGUCCAAAGUUGUUCUGUCGUUCGUCGCAAUUGGAGGAGCAUCAGGAGCAGUGGGAGGAAACGAGGCACGUCCUCAGACAGGAGUAUCGCAAAAAACACAAGGACGCCCGGAGGAAAUUAAAGUCCUCCCAUAGGAGCUGAGCAUUCUGGGAAAUGCAGACUUUCUGUUUCAGUUUGGACUCUGGAUCAGGAGCAGCGGAACCUGUCUGAUGGGUUUUUGGGGUCAAUCCAGGUCUCUGAUGUUCCUCCGGAUGCUGGACCUGAUCCACUGUGCUGGUUUUGUAAGAAUGUCAUCAAAAGGUGUCAGACACAAAACAAAGCAGCUGAUUUUGACAGCGAUAAAUAAAAAGUAUUUUGUUGA
Thalassophryne amazonica is the source of this 3609-nucleotide messenger RNA. It is a transcript of the gene nol8, whose product is annotated as nucleolar protein 8. Gene Ontology annotation, molecular function: RNA binding. Lineage: Eukaryota; Metazoa; Chordata; Actinopteri; Batrachoidiformes; Batrachoididae. The record is from RefSeq and is a predicted model, not a curated record. The transcript has 18 exons. The coding region runs from base 156 to 3389 and encodes 1077 amino acids.